Wallemia ichthyophaga EXF-994 is the source of this 1992-nucleotide messenger RNA. Its product is annotated as UPF0668 protein C10orf76. The transcript is spliced from 6 exons. Bases 1 to 1992 code for a protein of 663 amino acids. The record is from RefSeq and is a predicted model, not a curated record. NCBI's taxonomy places the organism in Eukaryota, Fungi, Basidiomycota, Wallemiomycetes, Wallemiales, Wallemiaceae. Gene Ontology annotation, biological process: regulation of Golgi organization. Gene Ontology annotation, cellular component: cytosol.
AUGCACAGCGCUGUUCAACGACAACCAAAGCUCAUUUCUAUUUACCAGCAAUUCUUUGAUGGAAAACUACCAAAGGACGCCGAAUCUGAUCAAAAGAGGUUCUUCACCGAUUUAUUCUGCCUUGAUUGGCUGCCCAGUCACCGUCUCUGGUUCGCAACUCAAUUCGAUCAGUUUGAAUCAACGAGGAUUGAAAAGGAUCUUCAGCCUAUAAUCACUCUAUUCUUUACUAUGUCCUUGGAGUUCUAUCAAAAGAGUUCCUUCGAUGAUCCUAGAAAGCUCAACGCUUUACACACAAUGGUUUUACUCUCAAAAACUGUUAUCUCAAAGCUUAAGAUAUCUACAAACAUCACCCAAGCUCUUUGCGGCAAUGGACAUAGCGACAAAACAAUAUCUGACUUAGUCGCAGCAAUCGACAACACCCUUAAAUACCCCGAAGCUAACUCUGCCACAAUUCAUCGCACUUUACACUUGACAAUUCUUUUUGUUUGUGGUGUUAAUCAAGGUGCUAUAGGUGCCUUCUUUCAAAGACGUGAUCUCUUCAACUCACUCAUCAGAAUCAUUUCCUCCCCUCCGACUACUGGUUUCACUUUUGAGGCCACUCUCUUGAUAGGCGUUUUAUCCAACUAUCACAAAGCUCAAGCUCAAAAUCUCAACAGAUACCUACGUCGUGUGCGUGAUUUUGUUGAGACAGACGUCAUGAAAAAGAUUAUCUUGAUAACGAGCACUGCAAUGGAAAAAUGCAUCAGUGAAUAUCACACCAGACUACCUGCUAAGUCUAUCUCCAACUCAAUAAUGUCAAUAUUGCCCUUUUCAAACAAUCAUGAUGAUUCCAAUAUAUCAAAAGAAGUGUAUGGUGAUUUACCUGCCAACGUGACAGCCAUUCUACUGCCAUUUUUCGAGUUCAUUAAUGCCAACUCAAUAUUUUCAGGUUUGCUAUGCGAGGUUUUGAUUUACAGUCAACCGCCAGGUGAACCUAACGCUCCAGUAACUCUACUUUCCGCACUUUCGUACAUCUUCACACAUGCAUCCGCCAAUAAGCGUGCACAAGCAUAUGCUUCGUUAGGUUUGUACACCGUCUCAGCCUUAGUAGAGGCAGAUGAAUGCGCAGAGGUACUUCUCAAACCAACCUCCUCAAACUCUUCAGGUAAGAGCGCGCCAUCUUCAGUGCCACAAUCACCAAAGAGUCAGCCUUUACAAUCCAACGGUACUAACACACCGUUAACACCAAAUUCCGCAGCACCAGUUAUAGACAAUAGACGCAUAGACAUAUGUAGGCAGCGGAAGCCUCAACUACCAGUACCGAAAGCAUAUAGACCAAUGAUGGAGUCAGUGUUGGAUUGCUGUACAAUAUACUUGAGAUUCAAUAUACCCAAGCCUGCAGAGAAGGAGGAGUUUAACAUUGAGAACUCAUUAAUUGCAGUACAUAUCAUUAAUCGUGCGCUCUGGCAUAUUCAGCGAUUGCAGGCGAGCUUACAAUACCAUUGGUAUGAAUUAUGGUCUACUCUAUCUAACACUCUGGAACUAUUGAUCAAGAACUGGAAGUCAAUCUCCGCGUCUUCUUUCAAAGAGACACUAUUGAAUGACAUUGCUUUCACUCUGGUAUCUGCAAUCAGACUCGGGCACAGCUACUUACCCAAUGCCUCCUCGUAUCACUAUCUCCUUCUUCCAGUCGUGCGCAUGACGACGCUUACACAGGGUAAUAUCACAACUUUGCCAGCGUCACAAGCUUUAGGCGCGCUUCAAGCGACGCACACAAACCUGAAGAAUACCCUGCCGCCCGCAGCACUGAGAUCUGAUCCACUCGCCGUCAGAACAUUUUUAUCACAGUCGACCAAUGAGGUGCUCAAUAGAAUGGAGCGGGAUGUCCCGUGCGAGAGUAUCGGCGAGGAGCCCGCCAAGACUAUACAAAAAUUCGAUAGCAACUUGGCUGAUUCGCUUAAAGUCGGUUUACAAGUUGUUUGUAAUGAUUCUAUCAGUAUUGUACCGAUUUGA